This is a messenger RNA of Tigriopus californicus, 1489 nucleotides long. RefSeq names its product aspartate aminotransferase, cytoplasmic-like. Bases 149 to 1381 code for a protein of 410 amino acids. The transcript has 5 exons. Gene Ontology annotation, biological process: biosynthetic process; amino acid metabolic process. Gene Ontology annotation, molecular function: pyridoxal phosphate binding; L-aspartate:2-oxoglutarate transaminase activity. The record is from RefSeq and is a predicted model, not a curated record. Gene Ontology annotation, cellular component: mitochondrion. Lineage: Eukaryota; Metazoa; Arthropoda; Copepoda; Harpacticoida; Harpacticidae.
UCAUCGGCUGCUUUAGCCUCGUCGUCCAAACCUGUUAGUCAGAAUGCUCGAUUCUAUUACUGUGAGACUUGUGAGAAGGAUUUCCAAUUCUCUGCUGUCGAAAUCUUGAAGCACAAGAAGAGCCAUCGAAGAGUGGAUUCCUAAAAGAAUGGCCACAACCAAGUUUAUUGUGCCUGAAGGGGUCCUCCCAUCCCACUUAGGACUAAUAGAUCAAUGUAAAACAGACACCUCACCCUUCAAAGUGAACGGGAUUAUUGGCCUUUAUGCUGAUGAGGAAGGUCGGCCCUACGUCAUGGAAUCCGUCAAACGUGCUGAGAUGGAAAUGGCCAAGGACGUCUUAGAAGGGAACCUUUUCCACGAAUACUCAACGAGCACAGGCAUCCGUGAAUAUACUAACUUCGCCAUGGAGAUCGCCUUGGGGCAAGGGAGCUUGGCCAUUCGCGAAGGUCGAGUCUGUGCUUUGCAAACAACAGGUUGUUUGGGGGCUCUUCGAGUGGCAAUGGAGAGUUUAUGCCAACAAUUACAUCGAACGGUCAUUUACUUUCCUCAGCAAACCUGGUUUCUACACGCAAAUAUUGCGAAUAAGAGUGGCUUUGAGGAUAUUCGUUAUUAUCGAUAUGUUAACGUGGCAACCAACUGCGACCUGGAUUUUGAGGGACUGCUCGAUGACCUCAAGAAAGCACCUGCCAAAGCUGUGGUGGUUCUUCAAGCAGUGGCCCAUAACCCCACAGGAAUCGACCCCAAUGUGAAGCAAUGGGAAAAGAUCCUUCAAGUUGUCCAGGAAAGAGAACUAUUCCCUCUCUUUGACAUGGCGUAUCAAGGGUUGGUCUCUGGAGACGUGGAUAAGGAUGCGUUUGCUCCCCGUCUGUUUGAACAAGCCGGAAUGGAGCUCAUGAUUGCGACGACUGGUAGCAAAAAUUUCGGCCUUUACUCUGAACGAACCGGAGCUUUGAUCAUCGUGUCAAAUAACCCGGACAAUGUCUCUUCUCUUGAAACCACUGUUGUAAAGCAAGUUAUACGACCUGGUCCCGGACUGUCACCAAUUCAUGGAGCUACGGUCGUCAUCCGAAUCCUUUCCGAUCCCGUUCUAAAAGAGCAAUGGAAAAUGGAGCUCCAAGCAAUCGCAGAUCGACUGAGGACUGUCAGAGUCAAGCUGAGAUCUCUCAUCGAGGCGCUUAAUCAGAAACCAAACUCUUGGAAGCAUCUAACUGACCAACAGGGGAUCUUCUCGUUCCUUGGAUUAAGUCUCGAACAAUGUCGAUACCUGAUUCACGAAAAGCGAGUCUACUUAUAUGAAAACAGUCGGAUCAACAUGGCCGCCAUUAAUAUGAACAAUGUGGAAUACGUCGCAGCAUCUAUUGUCGAAGCUGAACGUAUCUAAGAAGCACGAACGAAGGCCCCAUCAAAGACCAGCUUUCAUGCAUGUGACUCUCCUUGCUUCCUUUUGGUCGAUGUACAAUUAUAUUCGAUCAUACGUAGGUUAACCGUA